Messenger RNA from Chironomus riparius, 402 nucleotides. NCBI's taxonomy places the organism in Eukaryota, Metazoa, Arthropoda, Insecta, Diptera, Chironomidae. The record is from the annotation of a GenBank genome assembly.
AUGGAUCUUGUUGAAGUGAAUAAAGGCAACGUUCAGAGAAGUUCGAAUGCUUCAUCGGAAAGUUCAGCUGAGUCAAGCAUUGAAAAAACAGCGACGGGUGUCAUUGAAUCUGCGAGCAGAUCGGCAAAGAGCGUUGCGGAAAGUGUCGAGCAAAGAAUUGACGGAAAUGUUCAGUCAAGCUUAGUUCAAAAAGCAGAAAAGAGUGUUCAAGAAAGUGUACAAAAAAGUGUGUCGGAAACAUCAUCGAGCUCGGUGUCAGAAAAUCUUCAGAAAUCAGUUUCACAUUCAGUGAGCUCAUCAACGUCUAUUAAAUCAUCAAGCUCCAAAGUCAGUUCAUCAUCCAAGUCGGUUUCAAGUAGCGUCAAAAUUUCUGGCAGCAGCAUUGAAUCAAUUGAAUUUUAA